AAACCAAUUAAUAUUGGGAUUUUACAUUUUCAUCAACCAGCUUGUGCUCAAGCUACUCCAAACACUGCUUCGAACAGUUUAGAUUGAUUUGUAGCUGAAGCAGGUGCUUGGGAUCAAUUGGCAAUAAUGGCAGAUGGCCAAGAAAAUGAUAAGAAUAUUGAAAUAUGGAAAAUGAAAAAAUUAAUCAAAGCCCUACAAUCUGCCAGAGGAAACGGCACCAGCAUGAUCUCUCUUAUCAUACCCCCUGGUGAUCAGAUAUCUCGUAUUACCAAGAUGCUGGCAGAAGAAUAUGGUACUGCAUCAAAUAUUAAGAGCAGAGUAAACCGUCAGUCUGUGCUUGGUGCAAUAACGUCUGCUCAGCAGAGGCUUAAACUGUAUAACAAAGUUCCUCCUAAUGGUUUGCUGCUUUAUACUGGAACUAUAGUGACGGAUGAUGGAAAGGAAAAGAAGGUCACCUUUGAUCUUACACCUUUUAAACCCAUAAAUGCGUCUCUAUACUUAUGUGACAACAAAUUUCAUACAGAACCUCUUGGUGAAUUGUUGGAAUCUGAUGAGAAGUUUGGUUUCAUUGUCAUGGAUGGUAAUGGGACCCUUUUUGGGACCUUGAGUGGCAACACCCGAGAAGUUCUUCAUAAGUUCACUGUUGAUCUCCCAAAGAAGCAUGGAAGAGGAGGUCAAUCAGCUCUUCGGUUUGCUCGUCUUCGAAUGGAGAAACGUCAUAAUUAUGUGAGGAAGACAGCAGAGCUUGCUACUCAAUUCUUCAUUAACCCAGCCACUAGCCAGCCAAAUGUAUCUGGACUAAUACUUGCUGGAUCAGCUGAUUUCAAAACGGAGCUAAGCCAAUCUGAUAUGUUUGAUCCACGUCUACAAGCAAAGAUACUUAAUGUGGUUGAUGUGUCCUAUGGAGGAGAGAAUGGCUUCAAUCAGGCAAUCGAGCUGUCUGCUGAGAUACUGGCAAAUGUGAAGUUUAUACAAGAAAAGCGCUUGAUAGGGAAAUUCUUUGAGGAAAUCAGUCAAGAUACUGGCAAGUAUGUAUUUGGUGUGGAUGACACAAUAAAAGGUUUGGAGAUGGGAGCUGUUGAAACUCUAAUUGUGUGGGAAAAUCUUGAUAUAAACCGUUACGUCCUGAAAAACAGUGUAACUAAUGAGAUUGUCAUUAAGCACCUAAACAAGGAGCAAGAGGCUGAUAAUAGUAACUUCAAGGAUUCUGCCACAUCAGCUGAAUUGGAGGUUCAGGAUAAAAUGCCACUGUUGGAGUGGUUUGCCAAUGAAUACAAAACUUUUGGUUGUUCACUUGAGUUUGUCACUAACAGGUCUCAAGAGGGAUCACAGUUCUGCAGAGGAUUUGGUGGCAUUGGAGGAAUCCUUCGCUACCAGCUUGACAUGCGUUCCUUUGAUGAGCCAUCUGAUGAAGGAGAAUACUUUGAGGAUUCUGAUUAAGUCAAUGAUUUCUGUCUACUAAGACCAGACAAUGGAUGAGAGGUCUACAGUUGGUGGAAGUUUUGGGGUCAGCAUGGCAAUGAGGUACCUGCUGUCAUGCUAUAUAUAAAUCAAUGAGUAUUUUGCUGUUGUAAACUUCGCUUGUUUUCCCUUUAAAUGUGGAACAGAUUUCUUUCGAACACAUGUCGAUUGAAGGGGUCUUUUUGAUUAUUUUA
Solanum verrucosum is the source of this 1655-nucleotide messenger RNA. RefSeq names its product eukaryotic peptide chain release factor subunit 1-3-like. The transcript has 2 exons. The record is from RefSeq and is a predicted model, not a curated record. Bases 127 to 1440 code for a protein of 437 amino acids. Gene Ontology annotation, molecular function: translation release factor activity, codon specific; sequence-specific mRNA binding. NCBI's taxonomy places the organism in Eukaryota, Viridiplantae, Streptophyta, Magnoliopsida, Solanales, Solanaceae. Gene Ontology annotation, cellular component: translation release factor complex; cytosol. Gene Ontology annotation, biological process: cytoplasmic translational termination.